UCCUCCUCAGUGACUCCGCUCUCCGGGUUUUCUAGCUUGCCUCCUUCUCGUCCCACUCACACACACUGUCAGAGCGCGGAGUUGACACCCUCUGGCCACUGUAACCGUUGCGAGGCAGCCUGCUCUUUCCUCAGCUGAAGCUCUCAUUGACUCGGGUCUGUGUCCUCAUGCAAGGCUGCUGAAGAAGCUCUGAGAAUCAGGUUUUUUCUUCUCUCUUUGCUCCUGACUCACUCAGAUCGGACUCAUCAACGCUUCAUUACAGCAAAGCUCCUAAAGACAAGAGGAUAAAAGUGAACGUUUAAUUUCAAGACUUGUCACUGUCUACUAAUACUCUUCACAAUGUCUGGCGAUGAUGCACCUGCUCAGCAGCAAAACGCCGAGGAAACAAAGCAAGAUAAUAAACCCAGCGAGGAGCCGAAAGCUGAGUCCAAGCCGGAGUCCCCACCAGUCAGUUCCACCGAGGCGGCAGCCACACCGGCGGCGACCGAGAAGGUCCCCGAGGAAGAGCAGUUCACCUACCGCUCUCUGGUCCUUUCCGGCUACGGGGGCUAUGAUAAGGUGAAACUGCAGGUGAAGAAGGGGAAGCCGGCACUCAAGGCCGGAGAAGUCAUGGUGCGGGUCAAGGCAUGCGGGCUGAACUUUGCCGACCUGCUGGCCCGGCAGGGUCUGUACGACCGGCUGCCGUCCCCACCUGUCACGCCAGGGAUGGAGUGCUCCGGGGAGAUCGAGGCUGUGGGAGAAGAGGUGACGGAUAGAAAAGUGGGUGACAAGGUGCUGGUGCUGAACCGCUGUGGGCUGUGGCAGGAGGUGGCUGUGGUGCCCGCUACCCACACAUUCCUCAUCCCAGAGGGAAUGACUUUUGAGGAAGCCGCCGCCCUCCCCGUCAACUACAUCACCGCCUAUAUGAUGCUGUUUGACUUUGGCAACCUGAGGCCCAACCAGAGCAUCCUCAUUCACUCUGCUGCAGGUGGGGUGGGCAUCGCGGCCACCCAGCUGUGUCAGACAGUGAAGGACGUGACCGUGUUCGGGACGGCGUCGGCCAGUAAGCACGAGACCAUCAGCCAGGGCGGAGUCACGCACUGCAUUGACUACCGUACACGGGACUACGUGGAGGAAGUCCGCAAGAUCAGCCCCAAAGGGCUGGAUAUUGUGCUGGAUCCUCUGGGAGGCUCAGACACCCACAAGGCUUACAACCUGCUGAAGCCCAUGGGCAAGCUCAUCACCUACGGUGCAGCUAACAUGCUAGCAGGCCAGAAGAAGAACCUUCUGGCGGUAGCUAAGACCUGGUACCACCAGUUCUCCAUCCACACACUCAGCCUUAUCCAGAACAACAAGUCAGUGUGUGGCUUCCACCUGGGCUACCUGGACGGAGAGGUGGAGGUGAUUCAGCAGGCCAUGACCACCAUCCUGGACCUCUAUAAACAGGGCAAGAUCAAACCACGCAUCGACUCCACCUAUCACCUCGAACAGGUGGGCGAUGCCAUGCGGAGAAUGCAGGAGAGAAACAACAUUGGCAAGGUGAUCCUCAUCACCGAGCCUAUGCCAGAGGAGGAGAAGAAAGAGGAGCCUAAGAAAGAGGAGAAGAAGGAGGACAAGAAGAAGGAGGACAAGAAGAAAGACGACAAGAAGAAGGAUGACUCCAAGAAGGAGGACAAGAAAGAAGAGAAGAAGAAGGAAGAGCCGAAGAAGGAGGAGAAAAACGAGGAGAAAAACGAGGAGAAGAAAGAGGAGAAGAAGGAGGAGCCCAAGAAAGAGGAGAAGUGAGGGAUUGAUGGAUGGAUGGAUAGUCAGGCAGGCAGACCAUAGGGGAGCUCUUGUCCUGGGAGCAGGGGUUUGGUUUGGGAGGGGUGACAGGGCAGGGGAAAUGUGGUGGGGGAGGGAAAGGGAGGUGUGGUGUGUGUGUGGAUUGGAGUUGGGAGAGCGGGGGAUGGGGGUGGGCUUUAUAGACACAUUGCACAGCAGUCAAUCUGUCAUCCCUACCAUCAUCUCUCAGACCCCUUCCCAGUCCACUCUGACAACGAAUACUCAGGCCUGGGCCUUUACCCACCCCUCCCCCUCCUCCCCUCUCUCUCCUCCCCCACUCAAGCAAGGGUCAACUUAUUUCUGAAUCCCUCACGCUCCCUCAUCCCAAGGCACCUUAAUGAUAGCCGGGCUCACAGAACAGCUCCCUCCCUCACCUCGCCACCAUGGGAAAAUGACCACUACAAUAAACUCUCCUUUGACUCAUGUCAUAACAGUCUGAAGGUGUUGCCUGUUGAGACCCCAGAGAGAUAGUCCGAGAGAGAGACACACAGAGGGACAGUGUGGGUGUAAUUCCCAGGCCUGGGGUGCAUCACCGUUGCCUUGACAAUGAUAAUUCGACCUGUUCCAACUCACACAGUGCCCCUCCUCCCUCCAUGUCGACUCCCACUAUGCUAAAUUGCCCUGCCCUGACUUCCACCUGUCACCUCUCCUUCCUCCCCUCCCCCUAUCCCUAUUGUAUAAACCCACAGACAGACAGACAGACAGACAGACAGACAGACAGACAGACAGACAGACAGACAGACAGACAGACAGACAGAACCACACCCACCCACCAUCUCACAUACGGUCCAGUGUUUUGUUAUGUCACUGUGCAUGAGUCAGUCAGUGUUUGCUUGUCUGUGAUUGGCUGUCAGCUCGCCUGGAGAUGUUUGCAUGGCUGUGUGAUGCUUGACUCCAAAUCCAGUGGUUACAGAACUCCCCUGUCAAUCACCACUACCCACUCUUUAUUUAAGUAUAUAAAGAAAGGUUAGUGGCACGUCCCUUAAAUGCCAGGGCACUUCUAGUAUCACACAGCUCCGCCCUCACAGCUGAGCCCACACUACAAAUCCCAUAAUCCUAGAGGUGACGCACUAGAGACCAGACAAUAGCGUGUGACAGGAUGAAGCUCCAGACAGAGAAUUAAUGAGCCAUUUGGUCCAGUAUUAAAUAGGGAGGGAGAAAUUAGGGCUUAGUUUUGGUGCUCUAUAGUCACUGAUGUUUCUAAUGAACCAACUGUUGGCAAGCAGUGCAUAUUGUCAAUUAGGAGAGAAAAUUGUCUCUCUUCAAACAAGGCGCACAAACACACACACACACACACAGGGCGAUGUGUUCAAAGGGGCAGUAUUGUGUAGAGACACGAAGACAUGUGAAUGGAGUAAGAUAGAGUUGAAUGCCACCCAGUUCCUUGAUAUCAGACCCUACUCCUCCCCUGACAUUCCACUCCUUUAACAGUGACCGCUUGCCUGUCGUUCACCCUGAUCUGAAACAGGAGAGUUUAGAAGGGUCAAAAAAACUCCUGCUGCUGUGCAUUCUCACCCGUCCCUCCCGCUUCUCCUUUCUCUACAUCUCUCUCUCUCUCUCUGUGGUCGGCAUAGCAACAGGCACCAGGCUCGUCAGAGAUGGCGCUCUGGUCUAUUUCUCGGUCUAUCGAGAGUGAGUGUGUGAGUGAGCAGUAAAUUGUCUAAUGAAACCUUGGCUUUAGUAUUAAAGCUGUAGUACAGAGCAGUAAAGUCAGGCUAACAUCCAGGUUUCUAUACUCUGGAAAUAUUUCUAUUUGUAUCGGUAUAUUAUGAGGACAUUCAAAUCUCAUAUAGUCUGUGUGCUGUUGGCACACCUGGGGCCACAAUCAGUUGUUGGCCUCUCCCAUAUGAAUGCACUGCUGCCCCUUGUGGACAUAAUUUAGAACAGCAAGACUGGUUUUCAGAAGUUGAUUAUAGGCGACUCCUUUGUAUCAAUAAAGCGGGGUUUUGUUUACGUCCUCCUCUAAAUUAUAUUGAAUUAAUCUGAUAUUCAUUCUUACGUCAGAGAUUAAUUGUCUAUAAUAAACCAUGGGCGGAAGCUAAACCUGUUAUGUGCAGGAGUCCUGCAGUACGGACUUCAAAAACACACCACUACUAUCCCAUUUGGAAAUAUGUGAGAAUCCAUGCUCUUUACACACUUGUCUGUCCGCCUGCCUGUCUGUGAAGAGUCUCAGAUGGUGACUAGUGACUUUGUAAAGAAGUUGUUGUGUUAGCAUGAGUGACCUCCCUCAUGUUGUGUGUCAGUCAUUGUGUGUGAAGAUGUGUGUGUCCUCAGGUCGUUUGUCAGGUUAAGAAAAGACUCCCACCACCUCAACCCCAUUACAACCUCCCCUUCCUUGAACUCUUUAUCUGCUUCACAGCUGUCUAGCUCUAAUCCUUUGUUUCUCACUCUCUUUCUCUCUCUCCUCUCCUUCUCUGACGAGGCCAAUGUUAAGAGGACAGUUGGUAUAGGUAUUUUGCACUCUGCUCGCUGAUCUUAAUGCACUUCCAGGCAUGGCAGUCCCACUCCAGUCCCACUGUCUCUGAAUCCGCUCCUUCCCCACUCAAAGAGACCAUACUGUAUCUGCUGAAACUCACUGGAAGUACAGUGGAAGUGACAUUUUUGCAUGCACUCAAAACACAAACACUCAUCUCCUCCUCUAACUUCUGCCAGCUUCUCCUGGGUGGCAGCUCAAAUGAAACCAUUCAUUCAUCCAGGGCUGUGAAAGUGACGACCCGGUGUAGCGGGGACAGCAGUGGGCCUGGGACGGAGUGUGAGUGCCAUGCCAGUGUGGGGAGUGACUGUGUUCUGUCAGGCUCUGGUUAGUGUUAUUUUCUGAUCUGCUGGGCUCCUUCUGUGAACCUGUGGACCGGUGCUUUUGUUUUCUGAAUGCCAUGUGAGAAGCUAAUGCUUCAGUAAAAGGAUGUUUUACUUAGUAGGUUAUUUUUUGUUGUUGUUUGACUUAAUGUUUUUUUGUUUUGUUUUCCAAGGGGUUUAAAGUUCAAAGUUCAUACUCUUUACGCAGGGACCUGCCUAACUACAUUCCUUUUCAAUGUGAUGAGCCUUUCUGUUGGGCCUGACCAUUUGUGCCAAACUGUAUGUACUCCUCUGUCAAUGCCUUGAUUACAACGGUGCAUUCAAUGAAAAGGAGAAGAAGAAAAAAUGUUUCUGGGUACUUUUCCUAUGACCUUGUAGAAAAACAAAAACAAUCUGUGUAUGAUUUCUGUCCCAAAUGCUUAUGGGUGCUGAUAGAGUUUUGCUACAGUUUACAAAAGGUUCUAGUUGUUUCUGAUUGGUUGGGGUCUUGCUCUCAUGCCUCAAUCCUAACACACACACACACACACACACAGACACAGAAUCUUGUUGAGAGGCACUUCCCUCCAUAUCCAAAUUCCUCAUUGUGCUAGUCUCAGAUCAGCGAAAUGUGUUAAGAGUAUUAUCAGGCCUCAGACAUCUACUACAACAAGCUGAUCCCACAUCAGUCGACAGGCCUAUGCGUUUACAUUCAUACCAUAUAAUCUCCAUAACAGUGAAUGGACAAGGUGUAUGGACGAUUAGGCUGCACAGCAAAGCAAACAAACUCAAAUCUUCUUAGAAUUGCAACCCCAAAAAAUAAAAAAUAUAUUUUUUAAACUGA
Messenger RNA from Oncorhynchus masou masou (cherry salmon), 5419 nucleotides. Its product is annotated as synaptic vesicle membrane protein VAT-1 homolog. The transcript is spliced from 6 exons. The record is from RefSeq and is a predicted model, not a curated record. Gene Ontology annotation, cellular component: mitochondrial outer membrane. Lineage: Eukaryota; Metazoa; Chordata; Actinopteri; Salmoniformes; Salmonidae. Bases 340 to 1764 code for a protein of 474 amino acids. Gene Ontology annotation, molecular function: oxidoreductase activity. Gene Ontology annotation, biological process: negative regulation of mitochondrial fusion.